Messenger RNA from Symbiodinium sp. CCMP2592, 582 nucleotides. NCBI's taxonomy places the organism in Eukaryota, Dinophyceae, Suessiales, Symbiodiniaceae. The record is from the annotation of a GenBank genome assembly.
AUGUCGUUCAUGUCAGAUGUGGCUGCAGGCCUUGAUGCAGAGGCCUACUUGGCGGGCCUGAGGAAACAGCAGGCUGAAGACUCCCCGUCACCACUGUCAGAAGCUGUGCAAACUGCGUCACCCAAGCUUACCAAAGCAUGUGAUGUAACGCCAGAGAAGAUAUCCCCUCCAAAGCCCGACGAAGUGCAAAGCCCGGCCCCAGCAGCCUCCUGCAGCCCCCAGCAAGUGGAGCCAACGCAAGUGGAUCCGUACUUGGAUACAGCCUCGGAUGGCCCAGCUAUCCAGACCACUCCAGAACGUUACACUGCGACGCUGGCCAGCCUGGGGUUAGAUCGGGAAGUGGAGGAAACUGGAUCCCUCACACCAACUGAAAUGGAGGUCGACGAGGCUGGCUUGUGGAAGACAUAUGCACAUGUAAGCCAUGGAGAUCUUCAUGAGAGAUAUAGGAAGACGAACGGUCGCCUGGACGUGCCAGAGGAGGUUCAUGCGAAAUGGAAGCAGGGUGGAAAUUCGCGCCGCUCUUUGCUGAAAGUGCUUAUCUCCUGCAAGGGCAAGCCGGACCGCGACAUGAUCAUGACAUGA